Messenger RNA from Penicillium malachiteum, 753 nucleotides. RefSeq lists its product as uncharacterized. Lineage: Eukaryota; Fungi; Ascomycota; Eurotiomycetes; Eurotiales; Aspergillaceae. Bases 1 to 753 code for a protein of 250 amino acids. The transcript is spliced from 2 exons. The record is from RefSeq and is a predicted model, not a curated record.
AUGGACGAAGCUAUCAAGAGAGGGGGUCAUUUCGAUACAAUUGUUGGAAAACUGAAGAGUGAUGCUCUCCCAGUGAAAGAGUUUUAUGUGUUCGGGGGUUCAUUUCAGCCUCAGAAAGGGGGUAACAAUCUAUGGAAUCUGCAACUUACUUCCAAGGUCUACAAUAUCGAUGAAACUGAGCCAAUUCCCGAUGACACUGAGAAUACCCAGCAGGAGGUCGGUGUAUCUUCUGCUACCGUCACCGAACAAGAAAAAAAUACUACCAACAUUUCCUCUGCUUCCUCUCCACCAGAAGACGAAAAGAAAGAGCUUUCACGAUACCAGCCUCGGAUAAUCGUACCAUCUUGCUAUAACUUCAAGCAAAUUCCUCCCAGUCCCCCAAUCAUGGUGCGAACAGGACCCAUGUUCUGGAGUAUUAUGCCUCGAACAAGAAUCGCGACAUUUUUACGUACGCUGGCUGAACGAGUCUGGAUUAUGCUCUGGUUGAUUGGGGGUAUGGUCGUUGACCCUCACCCUUAUUUUGCGGAUUAUGCUGUAGGUCUUUAUCUUGAUCGCCCGGCUGCGCUGAGGACAAUAUUCGAGGAGGACCGGUAUCAUAAUCGACUUGGUUUUUAUGGUGAUUUAUGGAUUUUUAUCUUGAAUACAUUUAACAUGAUUGUUUAUAAUAUUGCUGUGAAUGCGGUGUCUAUUGGACGGAUAGUUGUUGUUUGGCAGAUGCUUGAUGCUUAUGGGUCAUGUACAAGUCUUGAUUGA